CCCAUAUUCCUCAUCGAUCACUAUCUCAACUCCACCAUCUCACCCAGAUGCAGAUACUUCUCACUUCAUCCAUUCCUUAAGACAAUUCCUUUCCGUACGACCGAUACUGCGAUCUAUAAUUCUCUCCGCGCUAGCGCCAUGUCCUUCGCUCCCGUGCCUCCCGCCUGAUCCGCAUCUCCCUGAAACUCCCUCCUGUACAUACGUAUCACGCCUCUCAUCCAUUAUACAACCCUAUCUCCUCUCAUCCCUCCCUCCUCCUCCACUUCCUCCGCCCUCCCUCCCUCCACCAUGAGCUCCAAACACCCCUACGACCCCUACCCCCCCAUCCCCAUCCCCACCUACGAAGAAGCCACCUCCUCCCGCCCUCCCUCCUCCACCCAUCUUGGCCCCUCCGAAAUCAGCGCCGAUGCCGAACGACAAUCCUUCCUCGCCCCCGCCUCCCGCCGCCGCACCGGAUACCACGCCCCUUCCGUCCAAUCCGUCCGCUCCAGCACCGACACCGCAGACUACCUCCCCGAUCCCGACCCCAACUCCGACACCGACACCGACACCGACGAUGGCGACGGCGACCGCCUCCGCCGCGACAUGGAGGAGCUUGAGGUGCUCGACCCCGACGCGGACGAGGCGGACGGCGCGCGCCGCCGCCGCCGCGCGCGGACGCGCUUCUCGAAACGGCUGGCGAGCUUCACGUCGCGAUUUUCGGGGUGGCGGAUGCGGCGACCGACGUGGGCGCAGGGGCUACGGUGGCCUUCAGGGGGGUGGAGCAUACCGCAGGAUUACCGGCCGCGGGGGAUCAUCUUAGCGCGGCUGGCGGGGCUGUUCGUGUUAAUGGCGCUGGUGUAUUCGUUGUUCGUGCUGCAGAUGGUGCCGGGGAAUGGGGGGGUGAUGUUUAGUCCGGAGAGCGUGCGGGCGUAUGCGCAGGGGCGAGUGGAAGAGGGGCGGAUCCGGGAGUAUGCAAGGCAUCUAAGUGGGUUUGACCAUGUGGCAGGGUCGAAGGGGGAUGCAUAUAUGGCGCGGUGGGUGGAGGGGUUGUUUCGGGAGGCGGGGUUGCAGGAGGUGGAGACGGAGAGAUUCAAUGUCUAUCUAAACUACCCUAAGAAAGGUGGGAGACGAGUCGCGAUCGUCGAUCCGCCGGAGCUGGCUUGGGAGGCAAAACUGGAAGAGGAUGAGGUAUACCCGAACGCCAUCACCCCCGUGCAGCAGGUCCCCGCCUUCCACGGCCACUCACGCGCCGGCGACGUUUCCGGCCCCUUAAUCUACGUCAACUACGGCUCGCGAAAGGACUACAAGCGUCUCGCCGACAGCGGCAUCGAUAUGAACGGCUCGAUCGCACUAGUUAGAUACUACGGCACCCAAGGUGAUCGAGCACUCAAAGUUAAAGCGGCGGAAGAGUGGGGCUUCAAAGGCGUCCUCAUCUACUCCGACCCCGAAGAAGAUGGCUUCGUCAAGGGAGACGUCUGGCCCGAGGGUCGCUGGCGACCUGCUGACAGCGUCCAGCGCGGAGCCGUCAGCCUGAUGAGUUGGGUUGUCGGUGACGUGCUGACACCUGGCUGGGCGAGCGUGGACGGCGCGAAACGGGUGAGCAAGGAUAACAAUCCGGGCUUGGUCAACAUCCCGAGUCUUCCGUUGGCGUGGAGGGAUGCGCAGAGAUUGCUGCAGGUGCUGAAAGGACAUGGGCAGCAGUUGCCGGAGGAGUGGAUUGGUGGGGUGCCGGAUGUGGAGGAGUGGUGGUCAGGCGAUAAGACGUCGCCGGUCGUGCAGUUGAAAAACGAGCAGGACGAAGUCGAUGAGCAGCCGAUUUUUAACGUGUUGGGAGAGUUUCCGGGCAUCGAGACGACGGCGAAGAAGGUGAUUGUUGGGAAUCAUCGAGAUGCAUGGUGUUUCGGCGCCGCUGACCCUGGAAGUGGGACGGCAGUAAUGCUGGAAGUGAUCAGGAUCUUCGGAGACCUAUGGGCCGAAGGCUGGCGACCGCUCCGAACCAUCCAGUUCGCUUCCUGGGACGGCGAGGAAUACAAUCUCAUCGGCUCGACCGAACAUGUGGAAAACCGCAUCGAUGAUCUCCGGAAAGACGCCAUCGCGUACCUGAAUGUCGACGUCGGCGUCACCGGCAGCAAGUUCUGGGCCGCUGCCUCGCCUCUCUUUCAAGAUAUCGUUCUCCGAGCCAUCGGCCGCGUCGAAGAUCCCGGAACCAACAGUACAUCCACCGUCCGCGAACAGUGGGAAACCGACGGCGGCAAACUGCGAGGCCUCGGCGCGGGGAGCGACUAUGUCGCGUUCCAAGACCUCGCCGGCUGCUCGAGCAUCGACUUUGGCUUCGAAGGCCCAGGCUUCCCAUACCACAGCUGCUAUGAAACCUUUGAAUGGAUGGAGCAAUAUGGCGACCCAGGCUUCCAAUACCACAAGUCCCUCGCGCAGAUCUGGGCCCUCAUGAUCCUCGAGCUGACCCAGGAGAACAUCAUCCCGUUCGACCUCACCACAUACGCGUCCGCAGUUGCGGAGUACAUUGAGGCGCUGGAAACGUACGCAAACGAGAAAGGAGCGCCGUGGUCGCCGGACAAGGAUGGCGUGAAGUUCGACGUGGAGCCGCUGGCGACGGCGGCGGACGGGUUCACGCAGAAUGCGAACUCGUUCCAUGCGUGGGAGCAGACGUGGCGGGACGAGGUCUUCGGCCGCGGCGGAUUCGAAGCGAACAUGGUGAUGGCGCAUCGGAUCGCGCACAAUGAGAAGAUGAGCGACUUCGAGACGAACCUGCUAGACCUACCGACGGGUCCGGAGGAUACGGAGCAGCAUGGGGUUCCCGGUCGCGAGCAAUUCAAGCAUAUCAUCUUUGGACCCCAGCUCUGGUCCGGCUACGACGAAGCGUAUUUCCCGGCGAUCCGCGAUGCGGUGGAUGCGGGCGACUGGGCGCUGGCUCAGAAGCAGCUGGAAAAGGCGGCGAGGAUCCUGCGGAAUGCGAGCGAGCGGCUGCUGGUAUAGAUUCAUAGGCCUCAUUUGUACAUUACUCCAUCCGCCGUUUUGGAGGGACGACUUCACUUGCUGCCCGGUGCAUAGCGAUCUUUGGUUGGGAUAGGGAUAUCACAUUGUUGGGGAUGGCGACUUCUGAUCAAGUCCCCGUGUAUAAGUUUUCCCCUGCUGCUGUUUAGUCACCCUUGGAUACCAGUCAUAUCAGGCCCUUCUCUUUUCGAAAACUCCGGAUCGACGUAAGCAAAGCCGAGAUUCAAGAUGUUC
Messenger RNA from Eremomyces bilateralis CBS 781.70, 3228 nucleotides. RefSeq names its product carboxypeptidase. The record is from RefSeq and is a predicted model, not a curated record. Bases 289 to 2976 code for a protein of 895 amino acids. NCBI's taxonomy places the organism in Eukaryota, Fungi, Ascomycota, Dothideomycetes, Eremomycetales, Eremomycetaceae. The transcript has 4 exons. Gene Ontology annotation, molecular function: carboxypeptidase activity.